GGGAGGGAGGGGGGAGGGGCGGGAUUUCCUGCGGGAGGCGCCGAGCCGGCCUUGGAAAAGGAGAAGGAGAAAGGGGGGCAGGGGGGGAGUGGGAGCCACCGUCCAGAGUGCCAGGGACCGAGCAGGGCCAGCCGGACCCCGGCGGGCGGCCGGGAAAGGCUGUGGCCCAGCAUUCAACAGAGACACUGCCCCUUUUCCAGACCCCUGGGACCCGUGCUGCCUGAAGCCCAAGGGAAUACUGGCUGCUGUCUGGGUAGGCACUGCUGUUCCCCAGCCAAGCCAGGAAGAUUGGUGUGCCCAGUUCCAACCCAUCCUGGAGCUGUCUAAAGCCACAAGCUGAUAUCCAUCCAGAUUUCCACGUAACGUCCACCCCACAAAGAUUGGCUUUCCUUCCUGUGGUGGCAGUUCACAGAGCACCUUUGGGAGUGUCCCCCAGCACCUGACGAGGAGCCUGCUGCCUGGGACACUAGACUUGCUCCCCCAGAACUGGGAGCCCUCCAAGGAGCUGCGGCAUGGUGCUCUGACACCCCAGCUUGGACCCUUGCCUGCCUUUGCCCUGGACUCCUGAGCGCAGAGCUCAGACCAGGAGCCAGGAUGGGUCGUGAACAGGACCUGAUCCUCGCUGUCAAGAAUGGAGAUGUGACCGGUGUGCAGAAACUGGUGGCGAAGGUCAAGGCCACAAAGACAAAGCUCCUGGGCUCCACAAAGAGGCUGAACGUGAACUACCAGGACGCUGAUGGAUUCUCUGCCCUCCAUCACGCCGCUUUGGGGGGCAGCCUGGAGCUCAUAGCCUUGCUGCUAGAGGCUCAGGCCACUGUUGACAUCAAGGACAGCAACGGCAUGCGCCCACUGCACUAUGCAGCUUGGCAGGGCCGGCUGGAGCCCGUGAGGCUGCUGCUGCGUGCCUCUGCGGCCGUCAAUGCCGCCUCACUGGACGGGCAGAUCCCCCUGCACCUGGCCGCGCAGUAUGGACACUAUGAGGUGUCAGAAAUGCUCCUCCAGCAUCAGUCCAACCCGUGCCUGGUCAACAAGGCCAAGAAGACACCCCUGGAUCUGGCCUGUGAAUUUGGCCGACUCAAGGUGGCCCAGCUGCUACUGAACAGCCACUUAUGUGUGGCACUACUGGAGGGCGAGGCCAAGGACCCGUGUGACCCCAACUACACCACACCCCUGCAUUUGGCGGCCAAGAAUGGCCACAGAGAAGUCAUCAGGCAGCUCCUGAGAGCCGGGAUCGAGAUCAACCGCCAGACCAAGACGGGCACAGCGCUCCACGAGGCCGCACUGUACGGCAAGACCGAGGUGGUGCGGCUGCUCCUGGAGGGAGGUGUGGACGUGAACAUCCGGAAUACAUAUAACCAGACGGCGCUGGACAUAGUGAAUCAGUUCACCACCUCCCAGGCCAGCCGGGAAAUCAAGCAGCUACUGCGGGAGGCCUCAGGGAUCCUGAAGGUCCGAGCCCUCAAGGAUUUCUGGAACCUCCACGAUCCCACUGCUCUCAAUGUCCGGGCAGGGGAUGUCAUCACGGUGCUAGAACAGCAUCCCGACGGCCGCUGGAAGGGCCACAUCCAUGAGAGCCAAAAGGGCACAGACCGAAUAGGCUACUUCCCCCCGGGCAUCGUCGAGGUGGUCAGCAAGCGGGUGGGUGUCCCUGCAGCCCGCCUCCCCUCCGCACCCACCCCCCUGCGCCCAGGCUUCUCCCGGACACCGCAGCCUCCUGCAGAUGACCCCCUGCACCCUCUUACCUACGGCCAGCUUCCUCGGGUGGGCCUCAGCCCAGACAGCCCAGCAGGUGACAGGAAUAGCGUGGGCAGCGAGGGCAGUGUGGGUAGUAUCCGCAGCGCUGGCAGCGGGCAGAGCUCCGAGGGCACUAACGGCCACGGCCCUGGCCUCCUGAUUGAGAAUGCCCAGCCACUGCCCUCAGCCGGAGAGGACCAGGUGCUGCCGGGACUCCACCCACCAUCCCUGGCAGACAACCUGAGCCACCGCCCUCUGGCCAACUGCCGCUCUGGGGAGCAGAUCUUCACCCAGGACGUGCGGCCGGAACAGCUGCUGGAGGGGAAGGACGCACAGGCUAUUUAUAACUGGCUGAGUGAAUUCCAGCUGGAGGGCUACACUGCCCACUUUCUGCAGGCCGGCUAUGACGUGCCUACCAUCAGCCGCAUGACGCCUGAGGAUCUGACAGCCAUCGGGGUGACCAAGCCUGGCCACAGGAAGAAGAUCGCCUCAGAGAUUGCUCAGCUCAGCAUCGCUGAGUGGCUUCCCACCUACAUCCCGACGGACCUGCUGGAGUGGCUGUGUGCACUGGGGCUGCCGCAGUACCACAAGCAGCUGGUGAGCAGCGGCUACGAUUCCAUGGGGUUGGUGACUGACCUCACCUGGGAGGAGCUGCAGGAGAUCGGGGUCAACAAGCUCGGGCAUCAGAAGAAGCUUAUGCUGGGGGUGAAGCGGCUGGCAGAGCUUCGGCGGGGCUUGCUGCAGGGAGAGGCCCUCGGUGAAGGCGGGCACCGGCUGGCCAAGGGUCCAGAGCUGAUGGCCAUCGAGGGCCUGGAGAACGGGGAAGGCCCGGCUACCGCCGGCCGGCGGCUCCUCACCUUCCAGGGCAGCGAGCUGAGCCCAGAGCUACAGGCAGCCAUGGCAGGGGGUGGCCCUGAGCCACUCCCCCUCCCACCUACCCGCUCUCCCAGCCAGGAGAGCAUCGGGGCACGCUCACGGGGGUCCGGCCACUCACAGGAACAGCCUGCCCUACAGCCUGGCGUUGGAGAUCCUAGCACCCCCCAGGAGAGGAACCUUCCAGAGGGCACAGAGCGACCCCCUAAGCUUUGUACCCUACUUCCUGGCCAAGGACCCCCACCCUAUGUUUUUAUGAGCCCCCAGGGUUCCCCCUCCAGCCCGGCCCCAGGGCCACCUCCUGGCGCACCCUGGGCCUUCUCCUACUUGGCUGGGCCCCCUGCCACUCCCCCAGACCCGCCUCGACCUAAGCGCCGGUCCCACAGCCUGAGCCGCCCUGGCCCUGCGGAGGGGGAUGCUGAGGGGGAGGCCAAAGGGCCAGUGGGCAGUGCCCUGGGCAGUUAUGCAACCCUUACCCGGCGGCCAGGACGCAGCGCCCUUGCCCGGACCAGUCCUAGCACCACCCCAACCCCAGCUCGGGGGACUCCUCGAAGCCAGUCCUUCGCCCUGCGGGCCCGGCGCAAAGGCCCCCCACCCCCACCCCCCAAGCGCCUCAGCUCUGUCUCUGGCCCUACCCCAGAGCCACCUCCCCUAGACGGGAGCCCAGGGCCCAAAGAGGGGGCCUCAGGGCCCCGAAGGCGAACACUGAGUGAACCCGCUGGCCCCUCAGAGCCCCCUGGCCUACCUGCCCAGUCGGGGCCCUCAUCGGACACGGAGGAGGAGGAGCCAGGCCCCGAGGGGACGCCCCCAUCCCGGGGCAGCUCUGGGGAAGGGCUGCCGUUUGCAGAGGAAGGGAACCUGACCAUCAAACAACGGCCAAAGCCCGCUGGCCCCCCACCCCGAGAGACAUCCGUGCCCCCGGGCCUCGAUUUCAACCUCACAGAAUCAGACACUGUUAAGCGGAGGCCCAAGUGCCGGGAGAGAGAGCCGCUGCAGACCGCCCUGCUGGCCUUCGGAGUGGCCAGCGCCACGCCUGGCCCUGCUGCCCCCCCGCCCUCCCCAGCUCCUGGCGAGUCUCCUUCAGCUUCUCCUAGCCCUCCUCAGCCUGAGCCCAGCAGCCUUCCAGCCCGAGGAGCCCCAGCCCCCCUUGCUCCCAGCCCCGCCACACAGCCCUCGGUGCUGCCCUGCCCAGGGCCGGGUCUGGAGAGCUCAGUGGCUAGUCAGCAGACUGGGGAGACAGAACCCCCAGCCGCCCCUGCUGCCCUCCUCAAGGUGCCCGGAGCAGGAACAGCCCCCAAGCCUGUAUCGGUGGCCUGCACCCAGCUGGCAUUUUCUGGCCCAAAGCUAGCGCCCCGGCUCGGCCCCCGUCCAGUGCCUCCUCCACGGCCUGAGAGCACUGGGACUGUGGGCCCAGGCCAGGCCCAGCAGAGACUGGAGCAGACCAGCUCGUCCCUGGCAGCUGCACUGAGAGCUGCAGAGAAGAGCAUUGGCACGGAGGAGCAAGAGGGCGCCCCCAGCGCCUCCACCAAGCACAUUCUGGAUGACAUCAGCACCAUGUUCGACGCCCUGGCUGACCAGCUGGACGCCAUGCUGGACUGAGCCCUCCAGCAGUGCCCACUAUGACCUGCCGACGUCCACUGCCUUUGCCCCAGCACAGAAGAGACCCCUGUCCUCUAAAAAAAAAAAAAAAAAA
Messenger RNA from Saimiri boliviensis boliviensis (Bolivian squirrel monkey), 4300 nucleotides. RefSeq names its product CASK interacting protein 2 (gene CASKIN2). NCBI's taxonomy places the organism in Eukaryota, Metazoa, Chordata, Mammalia, Primates, Cebidae. The record is from RefSeq and is a predicted model, not a curated record. Gene Ontology annotation, molecular function: protein binding.